UUGACAAAAACAUGAAAGCGCGCAAAACAUUAAAAAUCGAGGUUUGCACAGCGGGUGCUACAUGUUAGAUGUCCUGUGAACCUGUAAACAAAGCUAGAAAGAUGACUGAUACUACAAAUGGCAGUCAUUUGACAAUUAAAACAGAUAAAAGUAUUGAAGAACUUAAAACAGCAGUUAAAGCAGCCCAUAAUAUUGUAAACACAAGCAGACAAAAUAAGUCCAAAUACAAUGACAUUAGUGAUGAUAACACUGUGUUAAAGUUUAAGAAGUUAUCAGAAAAUGCAACAACUCCUAUUCGAGGAUCUCAAAAUGCUGCAGGUUUUGAUUUAUGCAGUGCUGAAAACAAAGUAAUUGCUGCAAAUGGUCACGGCAUAGUUAAAACUGACAUAGCAGUUAUGUUACCCAAAGGCACAUAUGGUAGAGUUGCACCCAGGUCUGGAUUGGCAGUGAAGAAUUUUGUUGACGUUGGUGCUGGUGUGGUUGAUUACGACUACCGUGGUAAUGUUGGUGUUGUUCUCUUUAACCAUCUGCACAAGGACUUUGAAGUUACCAAGGGAAUGAGAGUGGCACAGUUUAUUGUCGAAAAAAUAUGCAUGCCAAAACUUGUACAAGUUGAGGAAUUAACCGAAACUGAAAGAGGAGAAAAUGGAUAUGGAUCAACGGGACUACACUAAUGUAACAUAGGGACAAAACUUCCCUGUACAUAGCUAAUAUUUUAUUUAUACACCACGGCGGUUUUUCAUUUUGUUAAAAAAUAUUUACUAUUAUCA
Molecule: messenger RNA, 770 nt
Organism: Hydractinia symbiolongicarpus
Lineage: Eukaryota; Metazoa; Cnidaria; Hydrozoa; Anthoathecata; Hydractiniidae
Exons: 5
Coding region: 69-674 (201 amino acids)
Biological process (GO): dUMP biosynthetic process; dUTP catabolic process
Molecular function (GO): magnesium ion binding; dUTP diphosphatase activity
Source: RefSeq, a predicted model, not a curated record